AUGGAAAGUAAAGGCAUCAUGAAAGCCGAUGGCCAGGCGGCAAAGCCAGGCCAGCCCUCAAAACCCGUGGCUGUUGUGAAGCCCAUGAGAUACGUGACCCCAGCUUUUACAGAUGACGUCGGACAGAGAGACCAAGGCCCCCGUGAAGGACGAAGCCAGCAGGCCGAGCGAGGUCGCCUCAGGGGGUCAGACCUUCCCGGAGAGAGACGCGUGCCCAGACCCAGUCUGCGUGUGGAGUCGGAUCACCGUGCCGAGCCCAGACACCGUGUGGAAGGAGAAGCCAGGCAGGCCCCAUCCUUCGCUUCUACUGGGGCAGCGACAGGGCACGGCCAAGACGCAGGCCUCCACGCGGUGCAGCCUGGGGUCGGAAUCCAGGUGGUGCCCGAUGCCUCCGGGUACUGGGUCCUCACAAAUUCCCCCACUUCAGCCAUCUAUCCCUGCCUAGGGUUCCGACCUCCGGAGGGUUCUAGUUUGCUCUUUACACAGACCCCGUCCGGUACCUUCGUGUACGGGGUCCCAGAAUUUUUUACCCACAUUGCGCACUGA
This is a messenger RNA of Hyaena hyaena (striped hyena), 546 nucleotides long. It is a transcript of the gene PRR20G, whose product is annotated as proline rich 20G. The record is from RefSeq and is a predicted model, not a curated record. The coding region runs from base 1 to 546 and encodes 181 amino acids. The transcript has a single exon. Lineage: Eukaryota; Metazoa; Chordata; Mammalia; Carnivora; Hyaenidae.